This is a messenger RNA of Solenopsis invicta (red fire ant), 3700 nucleotides long. Its product is annotated as zinc finger and BTB domain-containing protein 24. Gene Ontology annotation, molecular function: RNA polymerase II transcription regulatory region sequence-specific DNA binding; DNA-binding transcription factor activity, RNA polymerase II-specific. NCBI's taxonomy places the organism in Eukaryota, Metazoa, Arthropoda, Insecta, Hymenoptera, Formicidae. Gene Ontology annotation, cellular component: nucleus. The record is from RefSeq and is a predicted model, not a curated record. The coding region runs from base 1039 to 2568 and encodes 509 amino acids. The transcript has 2 exons. Gene Ontology annotation, biological process: regulation of transcription by RNA polymerase II.
AGCGGUGAGCGAAGAGCGAGAGGAGAAGUGAGACGAAAGGGGGAGAGGGGAGGGAGAGAGAGAGAGAGAGAGAGACACAGACGGACGGACAGACAGAGAGAAGAAACAGAUACUUUUGCACUAGAAAGACUAAACUUCGUUUCAAUACGAUACGACGAAAAAAAAUAACGUGAUUUUUAUCUUGCCAUUUUACAAGUGACGAGGGAAUCGGAAUUAAAAGGAAAGAAUUAAAAGGAAACGGUACAAAGUGAAAGAAGUCGCGCAACGUCUCUGCCUCAUUCUCCUCCUCCUCCUCCUCCUCCUCCUUCCCGUCAAACAGGAAGUUCGUUUAAAACGAAAUAGGCGAAUAUCCGGGCGAAUCUUGGUGUCUGGGUGUGCGUUUUCCGAGAAAAGAAGAGGAGAGGAGAGGAGAGGCGAGAUCAGGCCGAGCACGCAUUCUUUCUUUCCUUCUUUCUUUCCUUUCUUCCGCAUCGAUUCGAGGCGCCGCCGAGCCGCCGCGGGUCCGUUAUCGAGCCCUUUCCACACACCGAAACCGGAACGCAGCGGACGGUAAGCGGCAACGGCAGCGGUGAGCGAGCGACGCCACGGCAUGGCGAACGAGAUCGUUCGAUCUCUCUCUCGCACAUCCGUUUCGUGGAACAGCUGAUCUAGCGUUAUCACCGGGGCGAGAAACACCAGGGUUUCCUUGGAGAGACGAGAGUCACGAGUGUCGUCGACGCCGGGCAUAUUAGCGGCGCUUCGUCGCCGACCUGGGACGUAGCGGACGCGCGGCCAUGCGUCCGGAGAAAUCCGGAUCUUGGAAAAAUCGAUGCACGGGGGUGCAACGUGACAGAUACGGCGCGUCGUCGUGAGAAGUGGAGAAGGUCCCUCUCUCUCUCUCUCUUUUUCUCUCUCACUCUCUCUUACCCGUCGACUAUGCGACCGACCUGGAUCGACCGCGACACGACUCGCCGAGCUGUCAGGUUAUGUCGCACGACGUCUGGCGAUUGUAAACACGCGUAACCCCGUUCACGCAGCGUACAUGUAAAUACAGCGUCGAUGAGGCGACGCAACCUCAAGACUGACAAGAUGCUGAAGCUGGACGAGAUCGAGGGCGAGAACGCCACCCGGGUGGCGCGCAAGAGGACGAGGAAGGCCACGGAGGAGAAGAAGAGCAAGGGCCGCAGGAAGAGCAGGCACGCCAGCGGCAGCGGACGAAAGUUGCGAAGCAACGCCGUGGAAGCGGCUGUGGUCCCGCGCAAGGUGGAACCCGCGGAAGAGGAGACGCCGCUGGAUCUGCUGUACCUCACGAAGGAUCCCUCAGGCGUAUCCUGCAAGAUCGAGCCGUCCGUGUCCAACGAGAACAAUUACAUCCUGAUGCCACCCCUGGAGACCCUCGAGGACGCGGGUAUGAGGAUGGAGGAGCUGCUCGAGCAGAGCAUGCAUAAAAUCUCCAAGAGCCAGAAGAACGGCAGGUGGAAGCACAGUUACAACAAGAUGGUAUAUCUGCGGAAGUGCGUGGCUAACAGCGACCAGUCGAUGCAGGAUGAGAUGUCCAGCCAGAGCACGUCCGAGGAGCACGAGCGUCUCCCCAGGAUCGAGGAUAUCGCGUACGAGAACUCGGAGAGGAUCAAGCGGGACAAGAAGUGGACGAAGAAGGUGAAUCCCCUCUCCCUGCACUACACGGAUAAAAAGAGACCCUAUCUCAAGUGUCCCGCGUGCGGCGCGACGUUCUUCAGCCCGAACACGUAUCAGAGGCACCUGCUCUCCCACUUGCACCCAACGGAGGAGAAUAGUUACACAUGUAAUUUUUGUAAUUAUACGAACGUGGAGCCCGGAAUGUUAUUUGCUCACUUGACAAAGCAUCAAAAUCAAUGUGAAUCCUGCAACGAGACCUUGUUGCGCAAGGACAACUACGACAAGCAUUAUCAGUGCUCGCUCAAGAUGCUGGACUUUGGCUUGAAACGUGAUCAUCAUGGAAUGUUUACCUGUGCAGUCUGCGAAUUGAUGUUCGACCUCGUGACUCAGUUGGAGAAACACUGGUUCAAGCACACCUGCAAGAAACAGAAGUCGUAUCAGUGCAACGAAUGCAGUGGGCUGUACGAGAACGCGGAAACCUUGAAGAAUCACAAAUGCCUCAAGUGUCCCAUUUGCGGCGAGGUCUACGAGAAUCUCCAUCGACUGAAGGUGCACACAAUAUGGAUGAAGCACAAACUGACGUGUCCAAUCUGUUCGUACGAAUUCAUCCUCUCCAUGGAUCAUGAGAAGCAUAUGGCCCUGCAUAGGAAGGUUUAUCAGCCGAUGAAAGAUUACAUGCAUUGUUUACGCGCGGCCGACGGUAAGACGUAUCAAUGCAACCUGUGUGACAAAAUAUUUUACGCCUUGUCCGCUCUUCGCACGCAUCUCACGGAGGAGCAUGUGGGGAGUGUAAAGGUGGAGAAGGAGGAAAUCAUAGCAGACAGCAGUUACGAACUGAAGGGGGACACUAUCAAUAUCGUCGUAGUUCCUGACUUUAAAGAUACCGGCAAUUACUAUGAGAACGAAAUGGAUUCCUUGCAGAUGGAAACCGAUCUCUAUGAUCCGUCAUAAAGACGAAAAGAUAGCGCUUGAGUUUAAGUUGUGAAAAUAAGAGCGAUAAACUCUUCUCCUAUGAACGGUUGUUAGCUUUUACCGUCGAACAUAUAAUAGUGAUACUCAAGUCGGACUAUCAAAUAAAACUGAUACAAUUGUAAGUGCCGUUUAUAGAUGUAAUUCAUGCGCUAUUUUUAAAAAUGUAUCGUUUGCUUUCAAGGAUUUUUAUAUCGAUUUAUACCACAGAACGUUAAUUUUACACAGAACAUGUUACAUUUUUCUCCUGUUUUUCUUCUGUUAAGUAAAAUAUAUCAAUAAUAAUUAAACACAUAUAUUAGCGAUCCGAAAGUAGAUAAGAAAAUAGAUACAGAACAGCUGUUGUGAAACGAUCGAAAUAGCAGAUAUUUUCUGAUGGGCUUAAUGAAUUCGAUCACCCGUACUAUUUCGCGCUGAUGUAUUAAAAACUAUAUUGUACUUAAAAUUAUUUAAAUUACAAAAUAAUGUAUUAACAUUGACUGAUAUUUCUUCUCAGUCAACGUAGGCUACCGAGACAGUAACGAUACAUUGCGUUAACAGAUUAAUUAAAGAGGACGAUAAAUACUUUGAAUUUGAUAUAUAAAGACGUAAAUAAAAGACGGGUCUUCGAUUUACUCGUCAAAAUGACGGGAAGGCAGUUUUCAAUAUUUUUUGUUGAUGCUAAAACUUCUGUCUGAUAAAUCGUACGUCGAAAUAAGAAAUAUCAAGUAUAUAUUUCGAUAGAAUAUACUAUAUUACAUUUUAUUAAUCAAGCUAUUUUUGCAUUUGAAUAAUUUCGUAUAGUAUAGCUUUUAAUGUACAUCAGUGCGAUCAAAUUUUCUAUACGAUAGGGUCGGAAAAUUUAGGAACACAAGAAAAUAAACAGUUGUUCAUAAUAGCGCUUGUGAUUCCGUUUUGUUUUGCAAAAGCAGCUUCGAAGAAAAAAUUAUGUGAUGCUUAACUGAUUUUACAAAUUUUCCUUGGUCUACAGUUCACUGUAUUUGUUAGAAUGUUAAAGGAACACAUUUUGCAAAAUUUUAUACUUGUAUAUGUAGAUUUAUAUAUUACACUAUGCGUAAUAUUUAUUAAGAUUUGUUCCGCAAAAUAUGAAAAUAAAGUUUGAGCUUUGAGAAUU